Molecule: messenger RNA, 1095 nt
Organism: Penicillium angulare
Lineage: Eukaryota; Fungi; Ascomycota; Eurotiomycetes; Eurotiales; Aspergillaceae
Product: fungal specific transcription factor domain-containing protein
Exons: 1
Coding region: 1-1095 (364 amino acids)
Source: RefSeq, a predicted model, not a curated record
AUGGCAACCUCAUUAUCGACCCCACUGUAUGAAGUUCCGGUUCUUCACACCUCGAGUUCCGGUAUUUCGGAUUCAACUUACUAUGCAGUUUUCGAUAUUUUUCGAGAAAGGCUUUAUGAUAUUUGGCCGAUCGUUGAUGUCGAGCAUUUGAAACUCCAGCUUAAGAAGCCGGACAGUAAUCCAACUUCACACGCCCUAGCAGCAGCUUUAUGUGCGGCGACAUUGGCACAAAGUCGACUUUGGCUUGCACCGACUCCGUACCCCGAAGAUCUCUCCGUGACAGCGGACGACUUUGCCAAAGAAUGUCUUCGUAUUCGUCUUGAACACCACCACCACCAAGAGCCAUCUCUGCAGGCUUUGGUGACAUCUGUCUUCCUUCACAUGUACUAUGCCAAUCGAGAUCAGAUCACACCAGCAACUAUCUCCCUCCGUGAGGCAAUAACUUUUGCAGACCUUUUGCAUCUGUGUCAAAAUCGAUCUGAUGCGGUGCAGUCAAAGGAAUGGCAAUUGGAGCUUCGAUGCUAUUGGAUUCUUUUUGUGACCGAAAGGUUAGUUCAUUAUUCGUCUGGGAAUGAUGUCGAAUCCCAAACAAGGGAUGCGGACUUAUUCAGUGAUAGGACAUUUUGUAUUCAACAUGAUCUACCCAUCACACUGCAAAGAAUUAAAAAUCUGCCCGAAGUGGAGAGAGAUACUACCCAAGGCAAUCUUCAUGCAGGAUUCUGCGCUCUUGUUCAAUUAUUCUUGCAUGUGCAGCGUCCUCUUAUCUUACCACCUACCACCAACAAAGCUAUCGAAGCAACGGACAUGUAUUCGAAAGAUCGAAUAUGGGAUAUCCAAAACCAAAUCCAGGUCAAAAUCCCUGGGCUCGAAUUCACGUCCGAAAUUCGAUAUGUCGAUAUUUUGACUACUUCCGCCUGGGUCCGUACUUUGCUAUGGCAGUAUUCUGCCUCUCGCUUCAUGCUCUCCUCAUCGACUUCUAUUGAGCCGCUAACGUUUGACUACCCCUUAUCCAUUGCGAAGGAUUAUUUGGAGUCCCUUUCGCACGUAUCUACUGAUUCAUUACGCAGCCAUGGAUACGGCAUGGUGAGUCAUUGA